AUGGAGGGAGCCCUCAUGCACCACAUGGUCACACAACACACUGCAGCACCCGACAACACGGCGCUGAGGGACACUGCUCAAGCUAGCGAUUCGGAGGAUGACGAAAUCGCCCGAUGGGAGCGCGAGCAAAUGCGCAAGGGCGCCGGCCAAUCGAAAGGCCCCAAUGGAUGGGGAGUAUCCUCUCAAUCAAUGGGAUCAUCGGAAACGAUAUCUACAGCACAUCUCAUGCGGCAGGAAGCCAGGUUAGACAUCCCCCAACUCAGCAACAACACGCCGGUAAGCGUGGAUCAAGUGAUUGCCAAGCUCGCAGUUACCAUUAACAGCGUCACACUAAAGUACAAUGAAGAUAAUGGACAAUUAACCAGGACGAAAGACUCGCUAGACGGCGCAACGGACCGAAUGAACAAGCUAGGAAAUGCCUACACAGCGGCGAAAGAGACGUACUCGUACUUCAGCGACAUCAGGU
Molecule: messenger RNA, 466 nt
Organism: Sphaeroforma arctica JP610
Lineage: Eukaryota; Ichthyosporea; Ichthyophonida
Exons: 3
Source: RefSeq, a predicted model, not a curated record